AUGGCCGGCUGCAGCCCCGAGGAGAAAACUUACCGGCGCUUCCUGGAGCUAUUCCUGGGCGAGUUUCGCGGACCGUGCGGCGGCGGCGAGCCCGAGCCGGAACCCGAACCCGAGUCGGAGCCGGAGCCCGAGCCCGAGCCCGAACUGGUAGCGGCUGAGGCGGCCGAGGCUUCGGUCGAGGACUCUGGCGAGGAGGUGACCACUGUGGCCGCUACGGAGGAGGGGGAGCAAGAGCAGGAGCAAGACCCCGAGCCCGAAGAGGAGGCGGUGGAGGAAGAGGCGGUGGCAGCGGCGCAGGGCGAGGAAGAGGACGCGGCGGCAGCCCGGGGGCAGUCGGCCGUACAGCCGCCGCCGCCGCAGCCCCAGCUGCCGCCUCUACCCCCGCUCCCGCGGCCGCUGUCGGAGCGCAUCACCCGUGAGGAGGUGGAGGGCGAGAGCCUGGACCUGUGCCUGCAGCAGCUCUACAAAUAUAAUUGCCCUUCCUUUUUGGCUGCUGCUUUAGCCAGAGCCACAUCAGACGAAGUCCUUCAGAGUGACCUUUCUGCACAUUAUAUCCCAAAGGAAACAGAUGGCACAGAAGGGACUGUGGAGAUUGAAACAGUGAAAUUGGCCCGUUCUGUCUUCAGCAAACUGCACGAGAUUUGCUGCAGCUGGGUGAAAGACUUCCCUCUCCGCAGGAGACCCCAGCUGUAUUAUGAGACGUCAAUCCAUGCCAUCAAAAACAUGCGCAGGAAAAUGGAAGACAAACAUGUCUGCAUUCCUGACUUUAAUAUGCUCUUCAAUCUAGAGGACCAAGAAGAACAAGCCUACUUUGCCGUAUUUGAUGGCCAUGGGGGAGUGGACGCUGCCAUUUAUGCCUCCAUCCACCUGCAUGUUAAUUUAGUCCGCCAGGAGAUGUUCCCCCACGAUCCCGCAGAGGCCCUGUGCCGGGCCUUCCGGGUCACUGAUGAGCGGUUUGUGCAGAAAGCAGCCAGGGAGAGUCUAAGAUGUGGGACCACAGGAGUGGUGACUUUCAUCAGAGGGAACAUGCUCCAUGUGGCCUGGGUUGGGGAUUCCCAGGUCAUGCUGGUGAGGAAGGGGCAAGCUGUUGAGCUAAUGAAGCCACACAAACCGGACAGGGAGGAUGAAAAGCAGCGAAUUGAGGCUCUUGGAGGUUGUGUAGUCUGGUUUGGUGCCUGGAGGGUGAAUGGAAGUCUGUCGGUCUCCAGAGCUAUUGGAGACGCUGAACAUAAGCCAUAUAUCUGUGGGGAUGCAGACUCUGCCUCUACUGUUUUGGAUGGAACUGAAGACUACCUCAUUCUGGCCUGUGAUGGCUUCUAUGACACCGUGAACCCUGAUGAGGCAGUGAAAGUUGUAUCUGACCACCUGAAGGAGAAUAAUGGAGACAGUAGCAUGGUUGCCCACAAAUUAGUUGCAUCAGCUCGUGAUGCUGGGUCAAGUGAUAAUAUCACUGUUAUUGUGGUAUUCCUGAGGGACAUGAACAAAGCUGUAAAUGUUAGUGAGGAAUCAGAUUGGACAGAGAACUCUUUUCAAGGAGGGCAAGAAGAUGGUGGGGAUGAUAAGGAGAAUCAUGGAGAGUGCAAACGCCCUUGGCCACAGCACCAGUGCUCAGCACCAGCCGAUCUAGGCUAUGAUGGGCGCGUGGAUUCAUUCACUGAUAGAACUAGCCUGAGCCCAGGGUCCCAAAUCAACGUGCUGGAAGACCCGGGCUACCUAGAUCUCACACAAAUAGAAGCAAGCAAACCUCACAGUGCCCAGUUUUUGCCACCAAUUGAGAUGUUUGGUCCUGGUGCACCAAAGAAAGCAAAUCCUAUUAAUGAGCUAAUAAUGGAGAAAAAAUCAGUUCAAUCAUCAUUGCCUGAACAGAGUGGUGCUGGAGAGUUUCCCUCUUUUAAUUUGGGUUCAACAGGGCAGCAGAUAUACAGAAUGGAGAGCUUGUCUCCUGUCUGUCCUAGGUUGGAAGAUGAACAAUUCAAAUUCCUGGAAAAGAGAGUUUCCAGAUUGUCUCAUUUACGCUGUCGUUAUUCAAAGAGACGGCACGGAUUCAGGUUUAACCCAAAGUUGUAUUCAUUUAUGUCUGCUCAAGAGCCUUCCCACAAAAUAGGCACUAGUCUGUCCUCACUUAUUCGAAGUGGGAAGAGAACUAGGAUGUUCAGAAGUUUUCUGCCGUGGAGGCAAAAUAUUUGGAAAGGACCUAGUGCAAACAUGAUGAGGAAGCUCAGCAAGAGUAAUGAUAUUCCAGACCCAGGUGUCCCCUGGAGCUAUAAAAUAUAACCCUUCCUCGUUCGAGUAGGCCAGCUAGCUCUCCCCCAAUAAAAACACCAUUAUCAGAGUAGAAACAAGGUAGACAUUUCUGAAAUAUAUGUGCUUCAUUAUGAAACCAUGGAUGGCUCAAUUCUUAAAUGUAAAUAGAUCUCUAGGAAACUCAAAGUAGUGUUUUCAAUCAAAAAAAAAAAAAAGUAUUGGCGGUUUCACUAGCAAAAUUACACAACUGGUCCCUGUGAUGUGUUUCCACACCUACAUAUGACCCCCACUUUACUAUCCCUUCACAUCACUAGUGGAAGCUUGUGAGUUAGUUAUUUUAGUCAGGCUAUCUAGUGUCGAAAUCUCAAUGCAGGUGAAAUCUGGUUUGAUGUGCCUAAUAUAUCUAUGGAAAACUUAAUGCAGAAUCAGAUGUAGUUGGGGGAUGUUCCUCAAAAGAUUGGGGACUAUGAGGGAAACCCUCCCUCUCUUUUUUGGGUUGGUAAAAGACCAAAAGCCAUAUGGGUUUUAACUGGUUACAAUGAAAGUAGAAAACUAGUAUGAAAGUGUCAUUAUUUUCUGACUUGUGAGGUGGUAUAUAGUCAAAAAGAUUUACUAAUUUUUUUUCCUGUAACAUAAAAGAUUAUAAAAAUUUUCUGAAUUUAAAAAGUACUUCCUAGGGCUGUGUAGCUAUUUGGGAGUUUCAUAACCUGUUAUGGUGCUUUGGGCGGGAUUUUUAUUAUUUGUCAUUUUAGAAGACCGCUGUCAACUGGUUUUAACCUCUGAUGCUAUGAUAUUUUUCACUGUACCUUCAUCUCAGGAAUAAAACUGGUUUAAUGGAGAUGAUGUUAGGUACAAAUAUACUAGAAUCAAGUUGCCAUUUAAAAAGGAAAAAUCAAAUAGUAUUUCUAAGUUCACAGACAGCAAGGGCAUAUACUACUACAAAAUAAAAAGUGGUUUUGGAGAAUGAAAAAUACUGGUUUUAAGUUCUCUAACAUUGUUUCCCCCAAGGGAAUGAAGUAACUGGUGUGAAAAAGGUUGAAAGUACUGCCUAAAGCGAGCCCAGAGGCCAAGUGCAAAGGAGAAGGCAGGUAAAGGGAGACUGAGGUCUAUUUAGUUAUGGAUGGAGAAAGCUCCAGUCCUGCUACAGGCAGCUUCAGACUGCACAGAGGACUCUUUCUCAUUUCAGUAGUUACUUACAUUUGAUAAUUUCAAGUUGUCUGCUUUUUGCCAUUUCUGUAGUUUCAAGCUAGAAGCAUAUCUUCAACUAACAACAGCAGAAAAACUCGUAAUCCAAUUCAGUCAGCAAAGCAGCCUCUGAUUCUCUUGAGAAUCUUGAGUAUCACCACAUGACCUCUUUUCCUCCCCUAGUCAACUGUGGACCAGCCAUGCCAAUGGAUAAAAGCUGCCCCCUCACUCACACCACUGGGCGGCACCAAAUGCUCUGGCCGAGAAAUGUCCACUGCCUGUGUUUUUACAAAAUAAUACAAUUACUUUAUGUUCCCCAGACC
Molecule: messenger RNA, 3752 nt
Organism: Neogale vison (American mink)
Lineage: Eukaryota; Metazoa; Chordata; Mammalia; Carnivora; Mustelidae
Gene: PPM1E
Product: protein phosphatase, Mg2+/Mn2+ dependent 1E
Exons: 7
Coding region: 1-2274 (757 amino acids)
Biological process (GO): protein dephosphorylation; negative regulation of protein kinase activity
Molecular function (GO): protein serine/threonine phosphatase activity; cation binding
Source: RefSeq, a predicted model, not a curated record